GCCUGCAUUUGUUUCUUCCGCCCCCGACGCUGCAUCCGAAAGAGAGUGACUUCUUCGUACCUCCAGAGCGGAUGAUUUAUGAGAAGCAGUUCAAGAACGAGCGCUUCGAAAGCUUCAUGGAGGUGCUGCAAACUUUCCUGAUGGAAGCCGGCAUUGUCAAGCCACCUAUGCUGGCUUGUUUGGCAGUGGCCGGUGUUGUCGUGGACAACUCUGCCAGGUUCGUGAAUCUCGGCUGGGAGAUCAGCGGCCGAAAGAUUGAGGAGGCCAUGGGCAUCGGUCGCGUGGAGCUCAUCAACGAUUUCGCCGCCCAAGGCUAUGGCAUUCUUACCCUCAACAGAGAGAAGGACUGCGAUGUUCUUCAGAAGGCCACCGUGAAGGAAGGAGCUCCGAUUGCGGUGAUCGGUGCAGGAACUGGCCUAGGCGAGGCGUUCCUGGCCGUUGGUGCCGAAGGCGACUACGAGGUUUGGCCCUCCGAAGGAGGUCAUGCCGAAUAUGCGCCUCGACAGGAAGGGAGCAACUCGCUUGAGUCAGAGCUCCUGCAGUACCUGAUGAUCAAGUAUAGUGAGAAGGCUCGCGUCAGCGUGGAGCGUGUUGCUGCGGGGAGAGGCAUUGCGAACAUUUACGAGUUCCUGGCUUGGAAAUUUCCGGAGAAGGUCAACAAAGCAGUGCAUCGCAGCUUUAUUGGUCCCAUCGAAGGGCCCAGGACAUUCGACCCUGCUGCCAUCACGAAAGCGGCAACAGCCGGCAUCUGCGACUUGAGCAAGCAGGCGGUCGAUAUCUGGGCUGGCGCCUACGGCAGUGAGGCCGGCGUCGUAGCUCUUACGUACAUGCCCUUCGGCGGACUCUACCUCACUGGAGGAGUCACCUCCAAGAUGAAGGACUGGCUCAGCGGCAAAACCACUGGGCACAGCUCAUUUUUGGAGGUGAAGAGAACCUAG
Molecule: messenger RNA, 938 nt
Organism: Symbiodinium pilosum
Lineage: Eukaryota; Dinophyceae; Suessiales; Symbiodiniaceae
Source: the annotation of a GenBank genome assembly